AUGGAUACUACAACUUCACUUCCUUUUCUUCCUAGUGUUGACCUUGGGAAUGGUCCUGCAGAAUCAAAAGUAGGACUUACAAGAGACCAAUUAUCUUAUCUGGGGUGCGUUUACUUUACAGCGAACAAUGACACCAUCGAUAUUCUCCUUGGAUUCUUGCAGAGACACGUGGGCAUUGAGACUUAUGUCGAUGUAUCUACUAUUGAAUCUAUAGACGACAUUGUUAUGAUUUUAGAUGCUGGAGCUCGCACAGUGUUUGUGAAGCCAUCACAGCUUCCACACUUGGAAAAGCAUACAGACCGUGUUCUUCCAAUCAUACCACAACCGCAGACAGAUGUCGAAUUUCCCAACGGAGGAUUACUUGCCUUUGUGGACGAAGCCUAUACUCGAUCUCUGCUGGAAGAAUUCAAGACCAAGAAAGUGUCUCCAAUCUUCCUUCUACCAACCCCCGAGAGUGAUUUCGAAUUACUUGCUAAAGUUGCCAAAGAUUUCUCUGCCAUUCCUAUCAUACCUGCGACACACUUGAGCAUCGAAGCGGCUGGAGAAGGUCAAGUCUCCCUUCCAAAAUUGGUUGCGGAUUCAUGGACUUCAGACAGAGCAGACAAAUUGAUUCCUACCGUGGUUACAGAUGAGAGAGGAGUAGCUUUGGGACUUGUAUACAGCAGCGAGGAGAGCUUGAAAGAGUCAUUGAAAACCGGAACUGGAGUAUACCAGAGCAGGAAGCGUGGAUUGUGGUACAAAGGGGCAACAUCUGGAGAUACACAAAAACUCAUUAGAGUGUCUUUGGAUUGCGAUCAGGACUGCUUGAAAUUUGUAGUCAAGCAACAAGGACGGGGAUUUUGCCACCUACCACAAUCGACUUGUUUCGGUGAAUACAAGGGAAUUUCCAAGCUUGAGAAGACUCUUGUUUCAAGGAAGGCUUCGGCACCUGAGGGAUCCUACACCGCGCGUCUCUUCUCGGAUGAAAAGUUAUUGCGUGCCAAGAUUAUGGAAGAGGCAGAGGAGCUUUGUGAUGCCAAGGAAAAGAAAGAUAUUGCUUUCGAGGCAGCAGAUCUUAUCUACUUUGCUUUGACAAAAGCAGUCUCUGCGGGAGUUAGCCUUGCAGACAUUGAACGUAACCUUGAUGCCAAGAGUGUUAAGGUUAAGCGAAGACAAGGAGAUGCUAAGGGGCAAUGGGCCGCAAAAGAAGGAAUCACCAAUGCAUCCACAGCCAAGACCGAAAGCGUUAAGGAGGCCGUCAAGGAAGCUGCUUCUGUACCAAAAUCUGCGGAGGACAAGGCAGGACUCAAGAAUGGACGCAUCACUAUGAAGCGAUACAAUGCUGCAACGACAUCAGAAACAGAUCUUAAGGAAAUUUUGCAAAGACCCUCCCAAAAGUCUACUGACAUGAUUAUGGGCAUUGUGAACCCCAUUAUCAAGGAGGUACGAGAGGGAGGUGACAAGGCAUUGCUUGGAUACACCCACAAGUUCGAAAAGGCAACUUCACUUACUUCUCCUGUUCUCAAAGCUCCUUUCCCACAAUCACUCAUGGACCUUCCAGCAGAGACUAUCGAGGCUAUUGAUAUUUCCUUUGAGAACAUUCGUAAAUUCCACGCAGCACAGAAAGAGGACCCAUUACAGGUUGAGACAAUGCCAGGUAUUGUUUGCAGCAGAUUCUCAAGACCCAUUGAGCGUGUAGGAUUGUACAUUCCAGGAGGUACUGCUGUACUUCCAAGUACGGCUCUUAUGCUCGGUGUUCCAGCUAUGGUCGCUGGCUGUAAGAAGAUCGUGCUGGCAUCGCCUCCUCGAUCGGAUGGUAGAAUUACCCCUGAGAUCGUUUAUGUUGCGCACAAAGUUGGUGCUGAGAGUAUUGUCUUGGCUGGUGGUGCUCAAGCCGUUGCUGCUAUGGCAUACGGUACUGAAAGUGUCACAAAGGUCGACAAAAUUCUUGGUCCAGGUAAUCAAUUCGUCACCGCGGCAAAGAUGUACGUUAGCAACGACACCAAUGCUGGUGUAAGUAUCGAUAUGCCAGCUGGCCCAUCUGAGGUACUCGUCAUUGCAGACAAGGAAGCCAACCCUGCAUUUGUUGCAUCGGACUUAUUAUCCCAAGCAGAGCAUGGCGUUGAUAGUCAGGUCAUUCUAAUUGCUAUCGAUCUUUCCGAGAAAGAAUUGCAAGCCAUUGAAGACGAACUUCACGCGCAAGCUAUGGCUCUACCAAGAGUCGAUAUUGUUCGUGGUGCCAUUGAGCACUCGAUAACUCUUGUCGUCAAGGACAUUGAGGAGGCAAUGAGACUUAGCAAUGAAUAUGCUCCAGAGCAUCUCAUAUUGCAAGUCAAGGAUGCCGCGGGUGUGGUGGAACUAGUUGAAAACGCCGGUAGUGUUUUCAUUGGUGAAUGGACACCAGAGAGUGUUGGCGAUUAUUCUGCUGGUGUCAACCACUCUUUACCUACAUAUGGAUUUGCUAAGCAAUAUUCUGGUGUCAACCUUGGAUCAUACCUGAAGCACAUCACUAGUUCACAACUGACAGCUCAGGGAUUGAAAAAUGUUGGUGGUGCUGUGAUGCAAUUAGCUAAGGUCGAAGAAUUGGAAGCUCAUAGAAGAGCCGUUGGACUAAGGCUAAAGUAUAUGGAUGAAAAUAAUCUAUGA
Molecule: messenger RNA, 2625 nt
Organism: Botrytis byssoidea
Lineage: Eukaryota; Fungi; Ascomycota; Leotiomycetes; Helotiales; Sclerotiniaceae
Exons: 2
Coding region: 1-2625 (874 amino acids)
Biological process (GO): L-histidine biosynthetic process
Cellular component (GO): cytoplasm
Molecular function (GO): histidinol dehydrogenase activity; metal ion binding; NAD binding
Source: RefSeq, a predicted model, not a curated record